Phytomonas sp. EM1 is the source of this 1098-nucleotide messenger RNA. Lineage: Eukaryota; Euglenozoa; Kinetoplastea; Trypanosomatida; Trypanosomatidae. The record is from the annotation of a GenBank genome assembly.
AUGGGAGGCAAUGAACCACCAAAAAAUUCAGCUGACGCAGAUGGUGCGCUCCACAAUCAUGUAGAUGGUGGUGAGGAUGAUCUAGAAAACGGUAAGCAACACCAACCUGAGACCACCCUGAAACCCCUUAUCCCAGUGGCGGCGCGUGUCGAAGUGCACCCAUUGGUGCUACUGUCCCUUGUUGAUCAUCACGCGCGCAUGAACAGCAAAGCAAUCCACGAAAAGCGUGUAAUGGGCCUGCUCUUGGGACGCUACAAACGGAACUCUGACAACACUCAGACUCUCGAUAUCAACAACAGUUUUGCUGUUCCUUUUGACGAGGAUGCUAACAAUCCCGAAGUGUGGUUCUUCGACAUCAACUACGCGGAGGAGAUGUUUGCCAUGUACCGUCGUGUUCUGCCACGGAUCAAAAUUGUUGGGUGGUAUUCCUCCGGUCCCACUGUCCAGCCCAACGAUAUGCUGCUCCAUCUGCUUGUAGCGGACCGCUUCUGCCCGAAUCCAGUGUACUGCGUGGUCAAGACCGACCCAAAUAACAAGGGGGUGCCUGUGCUGGCCUACACCACCGUGCAAGGUCGAGAGGGCACACGAUCGUUAGAGUUCCGCAAUAUCCCAACCCAUCUUGGCGCUGAGGAGGCCGAAGAGAUUGGCAUUGAGCACCUUCUGCGCGACUUGACUGACUCUACAAUCACCACAUUAUCAACAAAAAUCCAGGAACGCGAGCUCUCGUUGACGCACCUGUGCGACGUUCUGCAGCAAAUUGAAGAGUAUUUGGGUGACGUGACCAAGGGUCUGCUGCCCAUCUCAGAGGACGUGCUGGAGGUGCUGCAGGAGGCUAUUAGCUUACAACCAGAAAUCUACCUGCACAAAACCUCAACUGAGAUGAUUCGCCAUACAAACGAUAGGGCACUCUCAACAUUCCUGGCCGACAUAGCGCGCUGUGUGGGGGCUCUGCACGAAGUAAUUGUUAAUCGACGUAACAUUGCUCGGGAGCUGAAGGAAAUUAAAGCCUCCUGUGCUCAGGUGGGGGAGCAGAAGCUGGAGAAUGAGAAGGAAAAGGGAUCGGAUGCCGCCAAGGAGGUGACAAACAGACAAAGCUAG